This is a messenger RNA of Leishmania major strain Friedlin, 2040 nucleotides long. RefSeq lists its product as hypothetical. The record is from RefSeq and is a predicted model, not a curated record. NCBI's taxonomy places the organism in Eukaryota, Euglenozoa, Kinetoplastea, Trypanosomatida, Trypanosomatidae. The transcript has a single exon. Bases 1 to 2040 code for a protein of 679 amino acids.
AUGGGCUGCAAGUCCACAAAGACCAAGGAUAAGAGGACGCACGAGGGGCCGCCAGGUGCCUCCGCAGAGGACGCAGGGCACGAGGCGGUGCAGUACGCCAGCACUUCCGAGCUGGAUGAAGCGAUCGUGGCCGAAUCGGCGCAGCCCUCCGCGACAGCGAGCACCCCCCAAAGAAGGGAUGAGGGGAGUCCCAGAUCGCUGGAGCGACUGCCGGAGGAGGCCGUAGCGGAGCAGCAAGCAGACGAUGCGGCGGCUGCCGUUGGUGCGCCUGAUGACUCGACGCAGACGACGGCAGAGAUGUCGGUGAAGCCGAAGCAAGGUGAUAAUGCUCCAGCAGAGGCCGACGACGCAUCCAAGAGUGUCGGUGUGGUGCCGCGCUCGUCCACAAGCCGCACCUGGACGCCAUCAGAGCAGCAGAAGCCCGAGCGGGAGGUGGAAAGGGUUGGCAGCCAGUUCGACUUCGAGGUGGAGAGCAACGACAGUGAGGAGAAGGCGGCGGCAGAUGAUUGGGAGGUGGAGCUCUCGCAGCCGCGCUCCUUACCGCCAUCGACGCAGCAGCAACCGGAGCCCGCACCCGUUCCACCAGAUGCAGUUACAGCGACGUUGAACGACGCGGAGGCAACAACGCCGGUCGCCAUGGAAAGUGUCCCGCAGCCGAUACCGAAGCGCGAGUCACCACGCUCGCUGCCGGACGUUGCCAAUGGUCAGAGCACGAGCGCUGCAACGUCGUCGAACGCACCCACUCCCGCGCCGCGCCGCCUUUCGCGGAAGCCGAGCAUCGCGAGCUCUUCGCCCGUUUCCGUGCGGCCGUCACAACGACCGUCGCAGCGCAAGCUGCUGCGGCCAUCGACGCACAACGGCGGUAGCAUGCGGGCUGCCCAGUACGUCGCCUCUCCCGUAGCUGCUGCUCCACCCCCGCCUCUCGCCCUCCCUAGAGACAAAUAUUGCGCUGCGGCAGCGGUGCCGCCGUCACCGACACCGUCGAUGGCCUCGACUUCGGUGACACGCAUCAGUAACAAAGCCUUGAUACCGGUCGGCAAGCCGUCUGAACGCAUGGAGGCACUUCACCACGGCGCUGACACCGGCCGCGAGACGGUGGCGUCGCAACAGCACCUGAACCGGUUUCUCUACCGCGAGAGCUCGGUUGGCCUGGGCACGCCAUAUUCGCAGCUGCCGCUGCAGCCUGUGUCUGGACAGUGGCGGCGCGGCUUUCGUUCGCCCAUCCCGUAUCGUCGAGGCUACACGGACCCGAACCCCGGCGCUGCCCCUCAAAGGCACCGCGUAUCAGCGACGACGUACAUGCCCCCGCCCACGGCGUACAUAAUGGGGGCUGCCGGGGGUGCGCCGCCGCGGCUUUUGCUCGACGCUGCAAUGCUUGCCACCAUCAAGGCGUCCACGACUCGACUGCUCGAAGCGCACACGCUGCGCCUAGCCGGCGCCCACAACGGCGCGGCGGCGAUGAUAACGGGCAGCGGCCGCGUGAACGGGGCGUCCGUUUCUGUGCCGCGAUGCGUUGCGGCGCCACCGAUGUCGGUGCCACUCCCAUCACGACUGCCGAUGUCGCACCUAAGCGAUCCCGUGUCUACCCUCGCUGCGUCGGCAGCAGGGGCGGCUGCUGGUGCUUCCGCGCCACCGUCGACAAACGCUGGCUCUUCGUACUUGCGCGGCAGCCAGAAACCAAAGUUGGCCAUGCCAGCACCUCGAGCGCAGCACCAGCACUUUUUCGCCGCUCUCCACGCUGCAGAGCCGUCCCCGGUGCAGCACACGUCUAAUCGCGCAGGCAUGCCAGCACGAGCUGCGGUAAACCGGACGGCGAGGUACGACGACGAUGGCGUCGACGCUCUGAGUGCGGAUGUCUCGUACGGCGCGGUGCAGGAGCCGGGCGUGUACGGGCAGCAGUACUGCAACACGCUCGAGCCCUGUGAGGACAGCGUCACCACCUACGAACCGUCGGCCACGGAUGAGGUGCCGACAAACGCGGCCGCGCUGCUGCCUGUAGGCUGCGAUGAAGGCAGCUCAUCCAUUUUCCAGUAUCCUUGA